Molecule: messenger RNA, 1305 nt
Organism: Cyprinodon variegatus (sheepshead minnow)
Lineage: Eukaryota; Metazoa; Chordata; Actinopteri; Cyprinodontiformes; Cyprinodontidae
Product: nucleolysin TIA-1 isoform p40-like
Exons: 11
Coding region: 184-1209 (341 amino acids)
Cellular component (GO): cytosol
Molecular function (GO): mRNA binding
Source: RefSeq, a predicted model, not a curated record
CGGCCCCCGGUAGCUCCGCCAUCUUUGUCGGCAGCCCAUUGUUCACUCUGAAGCUAACAACGGUGUCAAAACCUUCUGCAUCUUCUAUUAAAUUACCGUGACUGUGUCACCAAUAGCUGACUGUGAUCGUCGUGGAUUUGCUCACAAGGUCGCGACUUGUUUUCGGCCACUAAGUGAGACAGAAUGGACGACGAACAGCCAAAAACCUUGUAUGUGGGGAACCUGUCCCGGGACGUGACGGAGGCCCUCAUCUUGGAGUUGUUCAGCCAAAUAGGACCCUGUAAAAGCUGCAAAAUGAUAGUAGAUACAGCAGGUCAUGAUCCAUACUGCUUUGUGGAGUUCUAUGAGCAUAGACAUGCCACAGCUACAAUCGCAGCCAUGAAUGGUCGGAAAAUACUGGGUAAGGAGGUGAAGGUUAACUGGGCCACAACCCCAACGAGCCAGAAGAAAGACACAAGUAGUCACUUCCAUGUUUUUGUUGGAGACCUGAGUCCAGAAAUCACCACAGAUGACAUAAAAGCAGCUUUCGCUCCAUUUGGAAAAAUAUCGGACUGUCGUGUCGUGAAAGACAUGGCCACAGGUAAAUCUAAAGGCUACGGGUUUGUCUCCUUCUUCAACAAAUGGGAUGCAGAAAACGCCAUCCAGCAAAUGGGAGGGCAGUGGUUGGGAGGCCGACAGAUCAGGACCAACUGGGCCACGAGGAAGCCUGCUCCUAAAACAACGAAUGAAACAGCCAGUAGCAAACAGCUCUCCUUUGAUGAGGUGUUAAACCAAUCCAGCCUCAGUAACUGUACUGUCUACUGCGGGGGAGUCACACAAGGUCUCACAGAGCAAUUAAUGAGACAGACUUUCUCACCUUUUGGCCAAAUAAUGGAAAUCCGUGUUUUCCCAGAGAAAGGCUACUCCUUUGUGAGGUUCAACUCCCACGAGGCAGCAGCUCAUGCCAUAGUUUCUGUUAAUGGCACUUCCAUAGAGGGCAACAUUGUGAAGUGUUACUGGGGGAAGGAAACAACAGAUAUCGUACAGGGUCCCAUUCAGCAGGUACAGAUGGCACAGCAGAACACCUUGAGCUUCGCUGCCCAACCUUACAAUCAGUGGGGGCAGUGGUACAGCAACACACAGCAGAUCGGUCAGUACGUGCCCAAUGGAUGGCAGGUGCCAAGCUAUGGCGUCUAUGGGCAGGCCUGGGAUCAGCAGGGCUACAAGUGAGUGGAAACAUUACACCAAUCCGAAAUAAACAGCACUGCUUCUUACUGAAAGGCAGAUUUCAAUGGUCUAAAGAAGGCAGCCUAAUGAGUUAAAUCA